This is a messenger RNA of Hevea brasiliensis (rubber tree), 1253 nucleotides long. RefSeq lists its product as uncharacterized. The coding region runs from base 362 to 949 and encodes 195 amino acids. The record is from RefSeq and is a predicted model, not a curated record. The transcript has 2 exons. Lineage: Eukaryota; Viridiplantae; Streptophyta; Magnoliopsida; Malpighiales; Euphorbiaceae.
AAAAAAGAAAUGUCCUCCUGUACAAACACCACCUGUUUUCUGUGGCUCCACUUCCACUGGACCUUUGCCCACUCCUCCUUACAAAUCACCAACCUUUAUCCCAUCCAAUAAGCAACCAAAUAUAACUAAAAAGCCAAGCCAUCUCCUUCUUUCCCACUCUCUCCUCCAACAAACCGAACUCAAAUAAAUCCCCACAAGCUAAUUAACAAACCCACUAUGCACAAACCAAAAAGUUAGAAGCUUUUCCUAUAAACAGAGUGGAGCUCCUUCUUGAAGCUUUGAUUCCCUGCCUAUUAUUGCUGGGAACUGAAGGGAACAUAUACGCUGCAAGCUACUCCCAAGAUUCAUUAAAGAUUAAAUAAUGGAUCAAUCUCCAAAAGACCCCUACUACAGCGAGAAUACCACCGGAAGGGUUACCUCCACUUCUUCCUCCUCUGCUUCCACCACUACCAGCGUCCACGUGACCGCCCUCGAUGGCCUCGUCAACGUCAACUCCCUUUUCACAAUCGCUGUAUUCGUGGGCCUCUCUCUCACCACCCCAGGCCAGCGCAGCCUCGAGAAUCGCUCUGCCUGCGACGCGGGCAUCGAUGUGGCGAAAAAACUCCUUGUCUUUGAGGUUGUGUCUUUCAGCUUCUUCCUCUUUUCCUCCCUAAUUGCUCAAGGCCUGAAACUUGCUAUUAACUUGUUGAAUAGCAAAGACGUGGAUGAGGCUUUCAGAGCCCACAUCAAUCUAAAGGUAUUGAGAUUUGGGAUGAUGGGUUCUGCGGUGGGGUCGGUGAUGGGUUGCAUCUUCUUGGUGCUUUCAAUGGUGAAUGUGAUUCAGAUUCGGUUGGGGAUGUUGUCAUGUGGAAGCAAGAGUGCGGUUCACGCGGUUACAGCAUUGGUCCUUCUGGUUUCUUCGGCUCUCUUGAUUUAUAUUUCCACUGCCUUUUAUGCUUUUCUGCACUGAUUCUUUCUACAUAUAUAUGGGUUCUCAAGCAUGAACUUAAACCAUGUGUAUAAGGUUGUGGAAAUUGCAUUAUGGUAUGAUCUGUUGGAGGAUAUACUGCACAAUUUGGAUUGUUGGGUAAGCUCAUUGUGGUGGCAUUUUGGGUCUAAUGCUUCGCUGAUAAUCUUUUGGUUAAGAAUUGAUCUAUGCUUCUCUUCUAUAUUAUUUUUCCCGCAAAAAUUUGGGUGUGAUUUGCCAAUGAGUUGGUGUAUGUUGUUUGACUCCGGAAAUUGAUAUAUGUGACUUGGGGGUUUUGUUAGGUAAA